CAGAGACACGUCGCAGGGAAGCGGCAGCAGCUUCCGCGCCCGGCCGGAGCCGCCGCCUCGCCAGUUUGCCAGGCAGUUUUGCCGUGCUAUGAGGACCUAAGAUGGAUCCAGAAGAGCAGGAGCUGUUCAGGGACUACAGAUACAGAAAUUAUUCUUCAGUGAUUGAAAAAGCUUUGAGGAACUUUGAAUCUUCAAGCGAAUGGGCAGAUCUCAUAUCUUCACUUGGCAAACUCAAUAAGGCUCUUCAAAGUAACCUGAAGUACUCCCUCUUGCCAAGACGUCUGAUUAUCAGUAAGAGAUUAUCUCAGUGCUUACAUCCAGCUUUACCUAGUGGAGUGCAUUUAAAAGCACUAGAGACCUAUGAAAUCAUCUUUAAAAUUAUUGGGACAAAAUGGCUUGCCAAAGACUUAUUCCUCUACAGCUCUGGCUUGUUUCCCCUGCUAGCAAAUGCAGCAAUGUCAGUGAGGCCUAUUCUCCUCGGUUUGUAUGAGAAAUAUUUUCUUCCUCUGCAGAAGUCCCUCUUGCCAAGUCUUCAAGCCUUUGUAAUUGGACUGCUGCCUGGAUUGGAGGAGGGGUCGGAAAUUUAUGACAGAACAGAUGCUUUGCUUGUGAAGCUGUCUGUACUAACAGGCCAAGAAGUGUUCUAUGCUGCUAUCUGGGGGAGUGUUCUGGUCAGCCCUUCUAUAAGACUUCCUGCUUCUCUGUUUGUUGUGAGUCAUAUCAACAGAGAGUUGUCUGGAAAACAGCAGAAGUACAUGCUGGGAACUGAUUAUAAGCUCACAGUAAAAUCUUUGCGUGUAUCAGUAUUGGAUUCAAAUGUUCUUGUGCAAAGAAACACUUUGGAAGUGCUUCUCUUCUUUUUUCCAUUUUAUACAUCUUUGGACUACAAUGAAAGUGCUAUUCCACUGCUCAGGUCUGAUGUAGUCCAUAUUCUCUCAGCAGCUACACAAACACUCUUGAGGAGAGACAUGUCACUAAAUAGAAGAUUAUAUGCGUGGUUGCUAGGCUCUGAUAUUAAAGGCGGUACUUUUGCUCCAGAUUCUGCAGCUUUUGAAGAUCAUGCCCUCUAUUUUUUUGGAAAAUAUUCCAAAGAUCUUUUAGUUGAGGCUUUGAUUGAAAUAUUGCAUCAGAAGCUCUCAGAGGCUGCCUUAGAAGAUCAUGCAUAUCUGAAACCUUUCCGUAUCCUAAUUAGUCUCCUUGACAAACCUGAAAUAGGGCCACAAGUUGUUGGGGAUUUGUUCCUUGAAGUGAUUCGAGCCUUUUAUUCUUAUUGCAAGGAUGCCCUGGGUUCUGAUCUUAAACUUAGCUACAGUCAAAGUGGCAAUGUACUUACAAGUGCGAUCAAAGAGAAUAGAAGUGCCUCAGAAAUUGUUAAAACAGUCAACUUGUUGAUCACAUCCCUAAGUACAGAUUUUCUAUGGGAUUAUAUGACCAGAUGUUUUGAGGACUGCUUCAGGAAUAAAUCCAUGCAGACAAGAUACCCUACUGAGAAUGUCAGCACUCCUCCUACAAUCUCAGAGCUCUGCACACUACUGUUGUUCCUUCUUGAUGUGAUUCCUUUGGAACUUUACUCUGAAGUGCAGACUCAGUAUCUCCCACAGAUGCUCAGUUACAUGGUACAGUCUCUUCUGGAGAAUGUGGAGACUCUAAGUUUACCAGAACUCACUCAUGCUUUAAAGACCUGCUUCAAAGUGCUUAGCAAAGUACAAAUGCCUCCUGCCUACUUGGAUAAUGAGACCGGAAGUGAAAACUCGAGCCCAGUGAAACAAGAAAACAGUGAUAUAACUUUAGAAACCAAGCCUGCACUACAGGAUGAAGAUGACACUGCUUUCGCUCCCCUCAAGUCUGAAGACAGUGGCAUAGGUCUAAGUGCCUCAUCCCCAGAGCUCUCUCAACACUUAAGAUUGCCAAGAGUGACUCCUGAAAGGGAUGAUGUUUGGAAAAAUGGGGGGAGUAUUCAGAGGACUUUGCAUUGUAUCCAAGAGUUAGUUGAUAAGUUUGCCAGUAAAUACAUUUUUGGGGUGCAUUUACAAGAUCCAGGAAAUGGCAGAAUUUCGAUAGCAAACAUGAGCAGAGGAGAGAAGAAAGAAAAUAAUUACAGAGUCGCUGAAAAUGCUAGCAAGAAAAAGAACCCCUGGGAAGGAAAGCAAAUUACCGUACCGCAGUUUAAACAAAUGCUUUCAGACUUGUUCACAGUUCGAGGAUCACCAUUUAAACAGAAAAGUCUGGAGCCUCUCUCCCCUGCAAACCGUGACCUUGGUAGCAAAAAGGGAAAAGAAGAAUGGGACAUUGAGCAGGUAAUGCUUGAUUUGGGGGACAUGAAAGAAGACUGCAGAGAGGCCUUUGCUGCUGCUUGUCACCUUCUACUGGAUUGUACUACUUUCCCAGUCUACCUUUCUGAGGAAGAAACAGAACAAUUGUAUUUAUCUCUGUUUCAAGUUCCUGGAGGUUGUGAUACCAGCUUCCCUCUGUGGCUUAAAUCCCUAAUGACGAUAUGCUGCUGCGUAAAUGACUGCUACAUUCAGAAUGUGUCCAUCUCCACGCUGCUUGAAGUUAUCAACCAUUCUCAGUCACUGGCACUUGUGAUUGAAGACAGAAUGAAGCGGUAUAAAAUCUCUGGACACAACCCCUUCUUUGGGAGACUGCAGAUGGUCACAGUUCCUCCAAUUGCUCCUGGCGUUCUAAAGCUAAUAUCAGAGAAAACAGACUUUUAUCAGAGAGUCGCUCAAGUACUUUGGAAUCAGCUGAACAAAGAGACAAGGGAGCACCACAUUACCUGUGUGGAGCUGUUUUAUAGACUGCACUGCUUGGCUCCAUCAGCUAAUAUUUGUGAAGAUAUUAUUUGUCAUACGCUAUUGGAUCACGAUAAAGGGACAAGGCUGGAGGCACUUUUCAGAUUCUCUGUGAUAUGGCAUUUGACCAGAGAAAUCCAAGGCAGCAGAGUCACUUCCCACAAUCGAUCCUUUGACAGAUCUCUGUUUGUGGUACUGGACAGUCUAAAUUGUUCAGAUGGUGCAAUUGGUGCUGCAGCACAGGGUUGGCUGAUACGUGCUCUCUCGCUUAAUGAUGUUGCACGAAUUCUUGAGCCAGUACUACUGCUGCUUCUUCAUCCAAAGACACAGCGCACAUCCAUCCAUUGCAUCAAACAGAAGAAUUCAGCAGAAGACUUACAUCAUUGGUUUAGCAAGAAAAGUGCCUCUUUCAAAGAGUCAUUUGGAGCCUCUGAGCUACAUGAAAGCAGUUCUGAAGAAAACAUACCACUGAGCCAAUUUACAACCAUGGACAGGGAAGCUAUUUGGGCUGAAGUGGAAAUCGAUCCAGAGACAUCUCAGCUAAAAAAUGGACGGUCUGAAAAUGAACCAUCCCACUGUACAGAACCUCCACAGGAUCCCAGUGGUGAUCAUGAUAACAGUGAACACACAGAAUCGGCAGAUACCAGCACAGGACCUAAUGAUAGUGAAAAUACAUCAUCUUUUUCAACUUCUCUGGAUCCACAGGAAAUGAGCAAUGAGGAGAACUGUAGAGCUACAAUGGACUGCAGAGAAAACAUGAAGAAUGUUAGUUCAUCUAAUACUUUCCCUCUUCAUGGCUCCAAAUCCAGUCCUAUGUUAAAUCUUGUGCGUGCAGACUCUGAGAAAACUCAAGCAUCGGAGUCACUAUCAAGUGAUGAGGAGGUGGACUUGGAACUCCAAGCAAUUACAACUUCUAGGCUGCUCAAGCGGCAGAAAGAAAAACAAGAGAUGAUAGAGGCUCUGUUUAAACACAUUCUCUUGUAUUUUCAGCCUUACGAUUCCAAGAGGGUUUUGUAUGCUUUUUCUGUACUAGAGGCAGUACUCAAAACAAACCCUAAGGAAUUUAUUGAAGCUGUAGCCAGUACUAGCAUGGAUACAAGCUCUACAGCUCACUUAAAUCUCAUCUAUAAUCUUCUAGCCCGGCACCAGGAAACUCUUGUGGGACAGAGCUUUUAUGGUAAGCUUCAGACUCAGUCACCAACCAUGUGUCCCCAUUCUUUAUUAAUAGAAUUGCUGACUUACCUCUGUUUGAGUUUUCUGCGCUCUUACUAUCCAUGUUACUUGAAGGUAACCCACAGAGAUGUGCUUGGCAACAGAGAUGUCCAAGUCAAAAGUGUAGAAGUCUUGAUUAGAAUGAUGGCGCAGCUGGCCACAAUGGCAAAGUCAGCAGAAAACAAGAAUAUCGAGUUUAUACACAACUUGCUUGGAAGAUGCAAAAUUCAAGAGUUUGUUCUUCUUUCUUUGUCUGCUUCUAUGUAUACAAGUCAAAAACGGUAUGAACUGAUGACAUCUGAUAAAAUUACGAUAAAAAAUAAAAUUUUAGAUUUCUUGAAUCCACUGACGCCACAACUUGGAGUCCAGUUAAUAUCAGCAGUAGCAGCAGUGUGGAACAGCAAAAAAGCUCAUAAGAAUCAAAGUAAAAUAAAGAUUCUUCCAGUGGCUAGUGCAUCUCAGCUUAUUCUUGUGGACUUAGUGUGUGCACUUAACACUCUGAAGACUGACACUAUAUUACAGCUGGUAAAAGAAGUUGUCAAGAAACCAUCCCAAAUCAAAGGCGAAGAGAAAUCUUCUCUAGUGGAUAUCCCAGUGCUGAAAUUCAGCUAUGCUUUCAUUCAAAGACUUCCUGUCUCAGCCCUGCAGGAGAACUUUCAGUCAUUGUUAGGAGUGCUGAAGGAAUCUGUGCAAUUGAACUUGGCUCCCCCUGGAUAUUUCCUGCUUCUGAGUACUCUGAAUGACUUUGUGACCAGAACUCCUAACCUGGAAAAUAAAAAGGAUCAAAAAGACCUGCAGGAGGUGACCCAAAAAAUCUUGGAAGCUGUGGGGAAUGUUGCUGGUUCCUCCCUGGAACAGACUAGCUGGCUGAGCAGAAACCUGGAGGUGAAAGCCCAGCCUCAGAUCUCUUUAGUUGAAUCCAGUGCUGAAGAUGACUUGUAUGAUGCUUCACUAGUACCAUCUUCAAUGGUGUCUGCCUCUGCUCCCUCAAUAUACAGUGUUCAAGCUCUCUCUCUUCUUGCAGAAGUUCUUGCUUCUCUCCUGGACAUGGUUUACCGUAGUGAUGAAAAAGAGAAAGCCGUGCCAUUAAUUUCACGCCUGAUGUAUUACGUAUUUCCUUAUCUACGCAAUCACAGUGCCUACAAUGCCCCUAGCUUCCGUGCUGGUGCUCGAUUGCUCAGCUCCCUAAGUGGAUAUGCCUACACUAAACGAGCCUGGAAAAAAGAAGUUCUGGAGUUAUUUGUGGACCCAGCUUUCUUCCAAAUGGACACUUCAUGCAUUCAUUGGAGGUCCAUUAUAGAUCAUCUUCUAACACAUGAGAAAACUAUGUUUAAAGAUUUUAUGAGUAUGCAGAGCAGUUCUUUAAAAAUGUUCCCAAGUUUUGAGCAAAAAGCAAUGUUGUUAAAGCGGCAGGCUUUUGCUGUCUUUAGUGGAGAAAUCGAUCAGUAUCACCUUUACCUUCCAUUAAUACAAGAACGACUGACAGAUAACCUCCGUGUUGGACAGACUUCUAUAGUUGCUGCCCAGAUGUUUCUCUUUUUCAGAGUUCUGUUGCUAAGAAUUUCUCCUCAGCAUCUAACCUCACUGUGGCCAAUCAUGGUGACUGAAUUGAUUCAGACAUUUAUACAGCUGGAAGAAGACUUAGCUGAGGAAGAUGAACCAUCAAAGAGCAACAGCAAAGUAAGCAGACAGAAAACUUCAGCUUCAGCUGAUGGCAGUGGCCCCUUACUUUCAGACAUACAACAGAACGAGCUGUCCUUGUAUUUAUCAGCUUGUAAGUUCCUGGACACAGCGCUUUCUUUUCCACCUGACAAGAUGCAGUUAUUUCAAAUGUACAGAUGGGCCUUUGUUCCAGAAGUGGACACAGAGACUUGUACCAUGACCUCUCAUCUAAUGGAAAAUCACCAAGAAUGUAAACCACAUAUCAUUAGAAUCAUGGACUCGUUAAAGCUGAAAUAUGGGGAAACAAACACUAAUGAGAGAACUUCAGAGAAAUGUGACUAUCCUCUUUUGAACCUUCGUUCUAUAUCCAGCAUCACACAGUUAAUGCCCUUCUUCAGGACCCUGAGCUGUGCAUUCAAAGCACAAGGUAACAGGUCCCAAAAUGCACAGAGUUCAGCAUCUCUGUCAGUGGAAUAUUCUCUUGGCAACAGCACAAGGAUCUUGAAACAACUAGAAGAAAGUGUUGAAUGUGACUUUUUGGAAAACCUGGAAAGUUAAGGCAAUUACAGGACAAUUCAUUUAUGUUGGUAUGAAUAGUGAAACCAAGCUACAACCUCAUUGUCAAAGAGAGAUUUGUUACUGGGGGUUUUUUGUUUUGUUUUUUGUUUGUUUGUUUUUCCUGCCACACACUCCCAGUUUUGAAACUGCAGUUCAGCUUUUUUUGGACUGGUAUAAAGUACACCUCCCGGAAUCUUGUUUCUUGCUUUGUGUUGAACUGUGAGGAUUUUUGCUCAGCUUCUGUGGAAGAGAAAGGUAACGUAAUUUAGUACCAGUGAUAACUUUUCAAUAUAGGCUUCUUCACAAUGGAAACACGAAUAGGAUUCAAGAAAACUUUUUGUAAUUAUAGUAGAAAUAUUUUGACUAAUUAAGGAAGGCAACAAAUUUACUAUUUAUCUAACCAAUUAGCAAGCUAAUAUUUUAAUCUGAUUUGGAGAACCUUUCUUCUAAAAGUAAAAAGAAACUAAUGUAACUUUCCAAAAAUUGCAUGUCCGUGUACAGUCAUCUUGCGUAUAUAAUUUCCAGAAGUUGUUUAAAUUCCGCUUAUAGUGCUCUUUCUUUAACAAUUGCCCAAACAUAUUUAUCUACUAAACUUCUACAGAAGUAAACUAAAUUACCAACAGGUGUAUUUUAUCAGCUUUAAGAUGAUGUAAGUAAUGUGCAGAUGUACUGCAUUUGUAAUCUCAAAUCUGUAUUCUAGUAAUAUACUCUGCAAGAUCAGUGAUUAUUUAAUUUAGAAGACAGACCUAUUCAGUAACAUUUAUUGUAAUUUAUAUCGCUGAAUUAAAUUAUUCCCAUAAUUCAAAAAGGGUCACUUUUCUAAAAUGAAAACUUUGUUCAGAAAUUGUUCUUUCAGAGACUAAAAUCACCUUACAGCUUUUGAAUGGCAAUUUAAGUAAGGUAGUCCUGUAAAAAUGUAAACUAUUAUAUAUAAGAAACGUACAGAUCUUGAAAUGUAUGUGCGUUCUGUCCUUCAUAGAGACUUCACUUUCAUAGGUGAUCAAAAGCAAAACCUUUUACAGUGUUUAAAGGCUCUUUGUACAGGUAAAUGUCUUUGCUGCUUUAGGUGGCACAAAAGAUAGGAGGAGACAGUUCAUGGGGCUGUGACUGAAAGGUUCAGGAGCAACCUCUGAAUUCUGGUGGCAAAGCAGUUCUGAUGGAUUUAGAGGAAAGGGAUUGACUGGCUUAUUCUCUCUCCACACAGUAAGGCUAAAUGUCUGAACUGCCUAAGAUGCCAUGUGUUUGAUCGGGGCCUCAUGGUGAGCAUCCUGGUAGUUACCUGCAGAAGAAGGAUUACAAGAGGUUUUUUUUAAUUGAGAAAGCAAACAUUCUUGAAUUUUCAAACUGCCUGUUAAUCCAAUGAAGUAUAAAAUCAUUAAGAUCAACAAAUAAGAUAAUAAAUUAUGUAGGUUGAAUUAUUUUUGAGCAUUUUACAUUUUUCAUGUUUGUCAGGGAGAAGAGCUUUACUUGUUCUGUUUUAGUACCUUCAUCUCUAAAGAUGUGUUUUUGUGCAAUAUUGUUGAGCAGUUGGCCACUGCUACUAGUGUUAAUUGGAAACCUCAAUGCCAAGCUAGACAUGCCAAGACUUUUGAUUUUAAACAUCGUAUUGCACUUUUCUAUUUUAAAAAGUCCUAGUAAACAGUAACGGUAUUGGACAGUGCAGACAGAGAUGUUUUUUUUUUUCCCAAGAUUUAUACAGAAACACAGGAGGCUACUCUGCAAUUCUUGCUGGCCUUCAGAUAAACUUAGGUUUUUCAUCUGUUUUGAUACAAAAUAAAAUGGUGAAACAUACACAACAUGCUUUACUGUAAUUGUGCUAUACCAUUGACUAAUGAAUAGUUAUUUACUCAUAGUCCUAUGUUGAACUUUAAUCAUUUGUAAACGUUGGUACAGUUAAGUGUAGUAUUGUUUACUCAUUAUGAAUGUGAAUUAUCAGACUUCGUUCUGAAUGUAACUUAUUGACAAAUUAGAUCUGUGAAAGCUGUUGGCCUAAUCACGGGUAAAAAGAUGUAGUAUCUCUUCAAGCAUAAAUCGCUAUCAAACUGGAGCAGAACAUUUAUUAAAGUUAAGUUUAUAUAUUA
Messenger RNA from Terrapene triunguis (Three-toed box turtle), 8305 nucleotides. RefSeq names its product DOP1 leucine zipper like protein B (gene DOP1B). The transcript has 35 exons. The coding region runs from base 102 to 6224 and encodes 2040 amino acids. Lineage: Eukaryota; Metazoa; Chordata; Testudines; Emydidae. Gene Ontology annotation, cellular component: endosome; trans-Golgi network. The record is from RefSeq and is a predicted model, not a curated record. Gene Ontology annotation, biological process: Golgi to endosome transport.